Ceratitis capitata (Mediterranean fruit fly) is the source of this 814-nucleotide messenger RNA. Its product is annotated as HIG1 domain family member 2A, mitochondrial. Lineage: Eukaryota; Metazoa; Arthropoda; Insecta; Diptera; Tephritidae. The coding region runs from base 103 to 405 and encodes 100 amino acids. The record is from RefSeq and is a predicted model, not a curated record. Gene Ontology annotation, biological process: mitochondrial respirasome assembly. Gene Ontology annotation, cellular component: mitochondrion. The transcript has 2 exons.
UUUUUCUUCCCAUAUGUUUUUACGAUUGUGAAAUAAGUGGAAUAAAUAAGUCAAUUUGUCAAGAAAGUUUCAAGUUAAUAUAUUUAAUAUUUUUCAUUGAAAAUGGGAAAGGAACAAGUAACUCUGCCAGAUGAAGAUUUGGACUGGAUCCAAAUGCGUAAGGAUUUCGGUUCAUUUCAACCGGAAACAACUAAGGAAAAGAUGAUACGCAAAAUCAAAGAAAAUCCAGCUGUGCCAAUUGGUUGUUUGGCGACCGCCGGCGCUUUAUCUUACGGUCUAUACAACUUUCGUACCGGAAAUCGACGUAUGUCUCAACUCAUGAUGCGCACCCGUAUUGCUGCGCAAGGCUUCACGGUGCUAGCGUUAGUUGUUGGUGUUGUUAUGACGUAUGAUACUAAACAAUAAAGUCAACUGGCCGGCCCAGUCAAAUGUUGGAGCAAACAGCUCACUGCGAAUAAAGAAUGGGAGGGUUUUUAAGCAAUAUAUUGCAUUUUCACCCAAUCAUAUGUUUGUUUAAGCAUUCUAUAUAAAAUGCUAUAAGUUUGAAAAUCGUUUUGCUUAUUCGUUUUCUUUUUAUAUUAUAAAACUUGUUGCAAAAGCUAAAAAAAAGUUAAAUGCGCAUUGGAUUAAAUUAAAGCACUGAGAUAGUACAUUGGGAUGUAGAUAUGUGGACAUCGUCUAUUAUUUUAAAAGUAAUUUGUUUAUAUGAAUAUAUUUUUAUUUUUGAAUUUCCGUGUAAAAAAUAUUUUAUGGUACGACUUAUUAUUUUAGGGAGAAACGUUAUAAAUAUAAAUUGAAUAUUGUUGAAUUUUAA